AUGACAAAUAUCGGAAAGAUUCUCACUAUGAUAUUCGCUCUAUUCGGUAUUCCAUUAAUGUUAUUAGUUCUACAAGAUAUUGGCAAGCUUUUCACGAUAGCGAUGAAAUUUCCAUGGUUUCAAACGAAACGAGUCCACUCGUUAAACGAGAUAAGAGAAAUCGAGAUAUACAAACGUCAAGAUCUCGAGAUUUUCGACUUACCUCUUGUGGUCGGCGUCUCGCUUAUUGCUGGAUGGAUUUUACUCUGUUCGAUGGUGUUCUCAGUAUGGGAUCAGAAGUGGACAAUGUUGGAAUCAUUUUAUUUCUUCUUCAUAUCGUUAAGCACAAUAGGACUAGGCGAUCUCGUGCCCUCAUCACCACGUAUUCUUAUCACUAUGUUCGGUUUUAUACUUGUUGGUCUCUCAUUAGUAUCGAUGGUUAUCAACCUUUUGCAAGCGAAGGCAAGUCAGUAUUGA
Molecule: messenger RNA, 456 nt
Organism: Angiostrongylus costaricensis
Lineage: Eukaryota; Metazoa; Nematoda; Chromadorea; Rhabditida; Metastrongylidae
Source: the annotation of a GenBank genome assembly